Stylophora pistillata is the source of this 996-nucleotide messenger RNA. Its product is annotated as structure-specific endonuclease subunit slx1. Gene Ontology annotation, cellular component: Slx1-Slx4 complex. Lineage: Eukaryota; Metazoa; Cnidaria; Anthozoa; Scleractinia; Pocilloporidae. Gene Ontology annotation, molecular function: 5'-flap endonuclease activity; crossover junction DNA endonuclease activity. The record is from RefSeq and is a predicted model, not a curated record. Gene Ontology annotation, biological process: double-strand break repair via homologous recombination.
CUUGAUUGGAUUUAGUGGAACAUGAUGCGAAAGUUUGAUAAUAAAUGGACGAAUGCGUUAAUGAUAUAGAGGCAGGCUUCUUUGGUGUUUAUCUUCUGUACUGUCUAAAUCCUCGCUACAAGGGACGCUCUUAUAUCGGAUUUACUGUUGAUCCUAAUCGUAGGAUCAAACAGCAUAAUGGAGGGGUGCAGAAAGGAGGUGCUUCCAAAACUAGUGGCCGAGGCCCAUGGGAGAUGAUUUUGAUUAUACAUGGGUUCCCUAGUGAUAUUAUUGCCUUACAGUUUGAGUGGGCUUGGCAAAAUCCAGGAAAAUCCAGACGUCUUCGCCAUAUCUCUAACAAAAAGACUAAAGAAAAAGAUAUUGAAUUUCGCUUUAGAGUUCUCUCAGAGAUGCUUAACGUUGGUCCUUGGAAUCGACUUCCUCUUACAAUAAGAUGGUUGAAGCAAGAGUACAAAAUGGAGUUUGAAAAGCAACCACCCACUCAUAUGCCUAUAGCAUAUGGUCCUCUAAAUAAAAGAAAACCUGAGAAAAGCAAGAAGGGAGCUAAAGAGGAAUUAAAAGAUGUCAGUAUUUCCCACUUUACUUGCGUGGUUUGCUCUGAAAAGAUCAAGGAUGCAGAUGACUGCCUUUCGUGUAUUUCAGAGAGCUGUCCAAUGAAAGCUCAUCUCAUCUGUUUGGCUAAAAGGUUCCUUAUCGAAAGUGAGGACAAUUCAUAUCUGGUCCCUAUAGAGGGAGAUUGCCCAAUUUGUUAUCACACAUUUCUAUGGCGAGAUUUACUCAAAAAUGGCAAUGGCACGGAACAAACUUCAGAUUCAAAUGCAAAUAGCCCUCACUGGGCAGAGGCACUUCAAAGUCAAGAGGACAUUCGAUAAGCAAAAUUUCUAACUAUUCAAAAAUGGCGAGAUUUACUCAAAAAUGGCAAUGGCAUGGAACAAACUUCAGAUUCAAAUGCAAAUAGCCCUCACCGGGCAGAGGCACUUCAAAGUCAAGAGGACA